CUGGUGAGCGAGCUGGCCGCCGCCGGCGCAGGAGAGACCGGCCUUCCCCACGCGCCUGCCGCCGUCCGCUGCGCGUAUAAAACAAUGUCGGCUGGACGCCAGGCCACAAGCAGUCCACAGCACGGAACGAAGAGUCGAGCGGGUACUCACAAGGUCGCCAUGAAGACUGUCGCCGUGCUGCUGCUCCUCUGCGUCGCCGCCACGGCGGGACCCGCACCCAGCUGGUUUUACAACCGGGGCGGCCAGGCCAGCGGCGGCGCCAACGCCAACGUGGUGUCGGCCACGCAGAACGGGUUUGGCGGCUCGUCGGCCAUCAACUCAGUCAGCGCCGGAGCUUACGGCUCCACCAGCGGCGGCGGCUCCAGCUACAGCUCCGGCAGCGCCUCCCUCACGUCAGGCUCCGGCAUCUUCGGCGGCUUCUCCAACGCCAACACCAACGCCCAGUCCAACCAGUUCACACGGCGCCGGUACUUUGGAUAAGAGCCGCUGGCUGCUAUCGCGUCGAGCAAGCUUGAUGCCAUACGGAGCGCGGUUGUCUUGUCGUUAUAUGUGCCAUGUCGGGGGGCAGGGCUGCGGCAGAGGCUAUAUGCAGGUGCAAUGGAACUCGUCGAUUGAGUGAGCCAAGUUAUCAUGGCUGGUGUCAUUUCUUCCGCUGACUCGGAACAGCUGGCACAAAUGAUCAGCGUUCGUAUUGCUGUGCAGCGCAGAUUUGUUGUGUUUGCGUAUACUCGUUCGAGAUGUUACAUGCCUGAUUAUGCACAUCGCAGCAUCUUCGAAAAUCAGCUCUAUCGACAAAUACAUCACACAUCAGUAAACGA
Messenger RNA from Pollicipes pollicipes, 818 nucleotides. Its product is annotated as DEAD-box ATP-dependent RNA helicase 9, mitochondrial. The transcript is spliced from 3 exons. The coding region runs from base 85 to 480 and encodes 131 amino acids. NCBI's taxonomy places the organism in Eukaryota, Metazoa, Arthropoda, Thecostraca, Pollicipedomorpha, Pollicipedidae. The record is from RefSeq and is a predicted model, not a curated record.